UAUAUGGGAUAUCCCAAAACAUCGGUUCCUGUGGUGUACAGAACGGGCGAAGCAGAAAUGUUAUGUACUAUUUUGCAAAAUUCGCAACAGUUAGUAAGGAAUUAAUAAUUUUGUUUGAGCUAAUGAACGUACGAAGAAAGGUAGAACGAUGAACAUUGUAUAAAGAAAAAUAGCUUACCUCUCAAGAUCUUCCAGCAACAAUAGAUAUCAACUGAUAGCGAGAGAAGUGUGUUUCUUUUCAAUGCACAAUCCUGUGUGUCACAUGCUGCUCGCUAUAUCACUCUACCUUUAGAAAUCAAUCGAUGCUGCACACUACGUGAACUACCAAACACAGUUUGCGACAUCCUUCAUAUAUAUAUUAGAAAUUGGAAAAAUGAAGUACACACAGCCGAGAAAAAUGGCAAAAAACCCAAAUUUUUCAUGGCUCUGAGAAAAACGUUUCUUUGGUCGUUUCUAUAUUACGGAGGAUGGUAUUUAUUUUUGUGUACUGUCCUGAGAGUGCUACAGCCCUACGUAUUGGGCCUACUUAUUUGGCAUUUCGAUCCAAGAGCUAGCUCUUCGCCAACCGAAGCGUAUCUCUAUGCAUCUGGUGUGAUAAUUGCAGCGAUAUUGAUGGCUUUUAUCACACAUCACUCGCAACUAGGCUUAUUGGAAAUAGGAAUGCGGAUGAGGAUAGCAAGUUCCUCGUUAAUGUACAGAAAGUUACUACGCUUAUCAAAAUCUUCCACUACCAUCACCCCGGGUCAAAUAAUUAAUCUCUUGUCGAACGAUAUGUCGAGAUUUGACCAGCUGUUUAUAAUGCUUCACUAUAUUUGGAUAAUGCCCAUACAAGGAAGCAUAAUAGCAUUUCUCAUCUGGCAAAAUGUUGGCAUCGCUUCGUUAGCCGGCGUAUUUCUCAUAACUAUUCAGACUAUUCCCGUUCAAGGAUACAUCAGCAAGUGGACAUCGAAGUUGCGUUUAAAAAUUGCCGUGAAAACCGACGAGAGAAUUCGCCUGAUGUCCGAGAUAAUCAAUGGCAUACAAGUUAUCAAAAUUUACACUUGGGAGAAGCCGUUUCAGGAACUGGUUAGCCGCGCCCGAAAAUACGAGGUCGACGUCCUCACAUUAACAUCAUACCUGAGAGGUUUCACACUUGCCACCUUUGUGUUCACGGAAAGAACAACGUUGUACUUUACGAUCAUGGCGUAUGUAUUUACCGGGCACAGUAUAUCAGCGGAUAAAGUAUUCUCCAUGGCGCAAUACUUUAAUAUUCUUCAAGCCACGAUGGCGAUAUUCUACCCUAUAGCCGUUGCCUCUGCCGCCGAAGCAGCGGUAUCUAUAAAACGUAUCGAGAAUUUCCUGUUGUUGGACGAAAACGUGCCGUCGGCGCAUUCAUUGUUGAGCAACAAAGAAGCGAGCAUUGCGAUGAAAGGUGUCAGCGCUUCGUGGACGAGUAACGCGAUUGUAAAUACAUUGCAUAAUAUUAACAUCCAAAUCGAAGCCGGCAAACUAUACGCCAUCGUCGGUGCCGUUGGCGCUGGAAAGAGCUCUUUUCUACAAGCAAUUUUAGGCGAACUAAAGCCAUCGCACGGCCAGGUACAUGUAAACGGCAGGAUAUCGUACGUGAGUCAAGAAACUUGGUUAUUCGCAGGCUCGGUGCGAAAUAAUAUCUUGUUUGGGCAGACUUAUGAUAAAGACAAGUAUCAGAAGAUCGUUCAAGUGUGUGCCCUAACGAAGGAUUUCAAACAACUACCGUAUGGCGAUAAGACCUUGGUUGGUGAUAGAGGCACAGCGCUCAGCGGUGGACAACGCGCGAGAAUUAAUUUGGCAAGAUCCAUCUACAGAAACACUGACAUCUAUCUAUUCGAUGAUCCUUUAUCGGCCGUUGAUACGCACGUUGGCAGGCAUUUGUUCGACGAGUGUAUAAGUGACUAUUUACGAGAUAAAACGAGAAUCCUCGUUACUCAUCAAUUACAAUAUCUAAAGCAAUGCGAUUACAUCAUCAUUUUGAAUAACGGCCAAAUCGAGGAUGAGGGCACGUUCGCGGGCCUUCAAGAGAAUCACACGAACUUCCUCGAAAUAUUAGCGCGAAAAGAAACCACUACGGAGGGUACGGAAAUGGCAAAAGUUGAUUUGAAUCCAACACUCGAAGCAACAACUCUGAAUAGCAUCAUCGACGCGGAAGACACGGAAAAAGAGGAGCCUCGAGAGACCGAAGAGCUCUUAGCCAAAGGAAGCAUGUCGAGAUCAGUGUAUUGGAAGUAUUUGCGCAGCGGCGACUCAAUCGUCGCGAUUAUUAUUUUCUUCUUUCUCACAAUCGUGGGGCAAAUCGGUAGCAGCGGCUGUGACUAUUGGGUCGGCUAUUGGACGAAACAAGAGGAGUUGCGCAUCAAGGCGAUGCGCAAGGAAGGUCUGAUGAACGACAGCUUUGCAAUCCCCUCGGCAUCGAGCAGACAAAUAGACAACAAACUGUAUGACGAACUUGGCGAUUUCUCAACGACCGCUAUGACGCAAACAAACUAUUCAACAGAUGACACGCAAAACCUCACUUCAGUUAACAAUGCCACCAAAAUUAUAGAUAGGGAUACGUACUACUACAAUCCGGAUACAGCCUUGUGGAUUUACGGAAUGUUCAUCGUCAUGAGUAUCGUCAUGACAACGUCGCGCAAUCUGAUCUUCUAUCGGAUAUGCAUGAACGCCAGCAAGAAUCUACACAACUUGAUGUUCUCGUGUUUGCUCAAGGCGCCAAUGUCAUUCUUCGAUAAUAAUCCUGCUGGUCGAAUUCUGAAUCGUUUCUCGAAGGACAUCGGUGCCGUGGACGAAUCCAUGCCUAGAGCCAUGAUAGAAGCCAUUCAAAUAUUCGCGGUUAUGAUAGGAAUUUUGGUGCAAGUGCUCAUUAUCAACUGGUGGAUCAUAUUUGCUGUAAUCAUCAUGGGAUUUCUAUUUGGCAUGGUAAGAAAUGUAUACGUGCCAACGGCGCAAAAGUUAAAACGGUUGGAAGGAAACGCCAAAAGUCCUGUCUUUUCGCACGUCAAUUCCACUUUGUCAGGCUUGACGACAAUACGCUCCGCCGGUGCUCAGGAGAUGGUUCGCAAACAAUUUGACGAACACCAAGAUCUCCACACCAGUAUUUACUCGCUGUCUGUCAUGACUGGUGUGGCGUUUGGUUUAACGUUGGACAUAGUCUCCAUUUGUUUUGUCGCUGUCGUCACAUACAGUUUCGUCGCGCUCAAUGAUGACAACACUUUCGCCGGGAAUGUCGGUCUAGCUAUUUCACAAGUGCUCAUUUUAUGCGGUAUGCUACAAUACGGAUUGCGUCAAAUGGCCGAGAUGAUCACUCAAAUGACGAGUGUGGAGAGAAUAUUGCAGUUUACCGAGCUCGAGAAAGAGGGCCCAUUCGAGAGUAAUCCUGCAGACAAACCAUCCAGUAAUUGGCCAUCCAAAGGAGAAAUUAAAUUCGAUCGUGUUUAUCUUCGAUAUUCUGAGUCGAAUUCAUCCGUCCUCAAGUCUUUAAGUUUUGUCAUUGAACCCGGCAUGAAGGUCGGUAUAGUGGGACGCACCGGUGCCGGGAAAUCGUCUCUCAUCUCUGCUCUGUUUAAUAUGGCGAAACUCGACGGUGCCAUUUACAUCGACAACGUAAACACGAAGAAAAUCGGCCUGCACGAUUUGAGGAACAAGAUCUCUAUAAUACCGCAAGAUCCGGUACUCUUCUCCGCCACAUUGCGCGAGAAUCUCGAUCCCUUUAACAAAUUCAACGACACCGAUCUGUGGGCCGCUUUGAAGGAGGUAGAACUGAAAGAGUCGAUGGACUCGUUGGACUAUUGCGUUCAACAGGGCGGUAGUAACUUCAGCGUCGGCCAACGGCAACUGGUUUGCUUAGCGCGCGCGAUUCUACAGGACAACAAGAUACUCGUGCUAGACGAAGCUACCGCGAACGUGGACCCUAAGACGGACGCGCUCGUACAGAAUACGAUCAGGAAGAAAUUCAAGGCCUGUACGGUAUUGACGAUAGCGCACCGAUUGAACACCAUAAUAGAUAGCGACAAAGUGCUGGUGAUGAAUCACGGCCGAGCGAUUGAAUUCGAUCAUCCGUACAUCUUGCUGCAGAACAAUCGGAGUUACUUUAGCAGCAUGGUUCAGGAAAGUGGGAAGUCUAUGGCCGAGCGGCUCAGGCAGCACGCGCAAGAGGUAUACGAGCAACAGCAUGGCUUUACGUGACUUUUUUAGUGAGUAGAUUAGAAAAAUAAGCAAUAUUUCAGUAUGUCAACGAUCAAA
This is a messenger RNA of Dinoponera quadriceps, 4254 nucleotides long. Its product is annotated as multidrug resistance-associated protein 4-like. Bases 421 to 4197 code for a protein of 1258 amino acids. Gene Ontology annotation, biological process: transmembrane transport. Lineage: Eukaryota; Metazoa; Arthropoda; Insecta; Hymenoptera; Formicidae. The record is from RefSeq and is a predicted model, not a curated record. Gene Ontology annotation, molecular function: ATP hydrolysis activity; ABC-type transporter activity; ATP binding. Gene Ontology annotation, cellular component: membrane. The transcript is spliced from 17 exons.